AUGCACGCUCUCAUAGUUGAUCAUAAGUUGGUUAUGGAGAAGAUCCUCAAAAAGCUAGGUGUUACCGUUGAUGUGGCUGCGACCAGUCAGCAGGCAUUGGAACACCUGCAGCGGUGUAUCCACGGCCUGGCUUUACGAAGGCCAGAUGUUAUUUUCAUGAAUUGGUCGCUCCAGAUGAAAAUUGGCCCCGUUGACGGACCCGAAACGACUCAUAUCAUCCGAACGCAACCUCCUUUCUCAACUGAUCUCAGAACCCUUUCUACGCCCAUAAUAGCCCUAACCAAUCACUCAAUUUUGCCCUCGUCACCCAGCCAUCUUUGGGCUCCAUUUACUAGAGACGGCGAAAUUCGAAUUCCAGUGAGACUGACCGACGUUGCGAAGAUAAUGAAAUCAGUUAGGUUCGAAGUGGUUCCAGCUGCAACGACCCCUGGGAAUAAUGCUUCAUUUGCAAGCCACAACAACAACAGCUUGGUAAGAAGACCAAUUUGGGGACCGAUGCCCCUGAGAAGAUAUCCAGGCCCAAGAUCUCUGUUAUGA
Paracoccidioides brasiliensis Pb18 is the source of this 537-nucleotide messenger RNA. RefSeq lists its product as uncharacterized. Gene Ontology annotation, biological process: phosphorelay signal transduction system. The coding region runs from base 1 to 537 and encodes 178 amino acids. The record is from RefSeq and is a predicted model, not a curated record. The transcript is spliced from 3 exons.